Molecule: messenger RNA, 897 nt
Organism: Tachyglossus aculeatus (Australian echidna)
Lineage: Eukaryota; Metazoa; Chordata; Mammalia; Monotremata; Tachyglossidae
Product: ES1 protein homolog, mitochondrial-like
Exons: 5
Coding region: 139-852 (237 amino acids)
Source: RefSeq, a predicted model, not a curated record
GGCAGCAGCCCCGCCUGUCAAAAGGAGGAUGGUCUCACUCCUCUAUAAAAAGCCUCCGACGUGGUGCGGGGAGAAACAGCCGCCACAGCAGACACACAGAGAACCAGCUUCUCCUCUGCAACCCCUCUCACUUGAAUCAUGGUCAAGAAGGUGGCUGUCAUCUUGUCCGGCUGUGGAGUCUACGAUGGCAGUGAAAUCCACGAAGCCUCCGCUGUCCUAGUCCACCUCAGUAGAGAUGGAGCACAGGUGGUGUUCUUUGCCCCAAACGUCACCCAGAUGCAUGUCAUCGAUCACACCAAGGGGCAGCCCUCAGAGGAGAAGCGUAAUGUGCUGGUGGAGAGUGCCAGGAUCGCGAGGGGCAACAUCCAGGACUUAAACCAGCUCAAGGUUGGUGAAAUGGAUGCCCUGAUCAUACCAGGUGGCUUUGGCGUGGCUAAGAACCUUUCCACGUGGGCUGAGAAUGGCAAGAACUGCACAGUCUCCAAAGUUGUAGAAGACACAAUCAAAGCAUUUCACGCUGCCAAGAAGCCCAUAGGCCUCUGUUGCAUCUCUCCAAUUCUGGCAGCUAAAAUCUUGCCAGGUUGUGAGGUGACAGUCGGGCAAGACCAAGAAUGUGAGAGAUGGCCCCACGCCAAGACGGCUGAUGCCGUCAAAGAACUUGGCUGCAGGCACAUCAACAAAAAUGUCAACGAAAUCCAUCUGGAUGCCCAGAACAAGCUGGUGACAUCCUGUGCCUUCAUGUGUAACGCCCCUGCCCACGAGGUCUAUGACGGAAUUGGAAAGCUAGUCAGAGAGGAUGUCAGGCAAAGCGUCAGCAGAGGAUUGGAGUCCCAGGAAAUCCAGCAACAGUGAUUCAAGAUUUUUGCCCUUCACCAUGAGAAGUUUGAUUCUGAAUAA